Aplysia californica (California sea hare) is the source of this 719-nucleotide messenger RNA. Its product is annotated as heparan sulfate 2-O-sulfotransferase 1. Gene Ontology annotation, cellular component: membrane. Gene Ontology annotation, molecular function: heparan sulfate 2-sulfotransferase activity. The record is from RefSeq and is a predicted model, not a curated record. Lineage: Eukaryota; Metazoa; Mollusca; Gastropoda; Aplysiida; Aplysiidae.
UCGUUUGAUGAGUGCGUGGCGCGAGAUGGUGAGGACUGUGACCCGGAGAACCUGUGGGUGCAGAUCCCCUACUUCUGUGGCCACCAUGCAGACUGCUGGGAACCAGGGAACCAGUGGGCCUUAGAGGAAGCCAAGCGUAACGUUCUACAUCACUACCUGGUGGUGGGCGUCACCGAGGAGUUGCGUGACUUCCUGGCUGUUCUGGAGGCAACCUUGCCCAGGUUUUUCCGCGGUGCCACCGCGCUUUACAGUGAAGGCCACAAGUCACACUUGCGUAAGACAGCAAAGAAGGUCCCGCCCAAGCCUCAGACGAUUGAGAAGAUUCAGGAGUCCACCAUUUGGAAAAUGGAGAAUGACUUUUACGAGUUUGUCCUGGACCACUUCCACUACAUCAAGCACUUGACCUUUGAGAUGCAGGACGGAGAGGUUGUGGAGAAGGAGCGCAAAUUCCAGUUUGAGAAAAUCCGGCCAAGAUGAGAGGAGGAACAGGGUGUCGGGGGUUCCAGGGUGGGGGGUAGGGGGUUGUGGCCGAACUGACUAAAACACAAGUUGUGUUGGGUGUUUGGGGACUGCCGCACUGACAGUCAGACAUGGCGAAGGGACUCUUGUUGUCUGAUGAUGUGUGUGUGUGUGUGUGUGUGUGCGGAGUUAUCUCUGUGAUGGUGGUGCUUGGGUGGGUGGGGCUAAUGUGGCUCUUGGUUCACUUGGGUUUUUUGGGG